CACUUCUCUCCCUUCAUACACACGCAGCCCUAAGUCUAUUGGUGCAGGAUUUGAACUAAAGAAGCGAUGGAGCGCGGAUUAACGGAUCUUCUCCUAGAAGACGCCAUGGAGAACUCGUGAGGUUUUGUUCUGGGAGGGAAGUGAAAAACCGCCCUUAGACGCGAGCAUGGCGUCGGGGCAAGGGCUUCUCCACAGCGUCUUCUCCUCCUGCUCGUCCCCGGCUUCCAGGAGCAUCACCAAGCGGCGACUGCGCCAAACCCGGAGUUUAGACCCGGCGAUCAUCCGGAACUGCGACGCUGAGCUGGAGAGCGCCAAGCUGCCUGAGGGGCAGAGUGAAGAAGAGCCGGGGGUCGCAUCCCAAACCAAGCUCACAACGGCGACGCUCAAACGGACGCAUCAGCUGCUGUCCCUGUCCCUCUCCAGUCCCGCUACACCUUUCGAAACCUCGCCGUCAUCGAGCUUUCACUUCGACUAUGACUUUAAAAGUGGGAAGAGGAACACGGCUUGGGAUUUACCCUUCCUCGCCGCUUCAGGCGCUUCGGGCACCAUCUUCUCCCCGAGGAGGUGGCUCCAGAGGAAAGCGCAGCACACCGCGCCUCACCAGUACGUCGUCUGGAGGUCCGAGGGUGAUUUCACAUGGAAUAGCCUGUCUGGGAGGAGUGUGCAUCUCAAACCGGUGUCCAUUCAGAGCCUGUCUGAGCUGGAGAGAGCCAGACUACAGGAGGUUGCCUACAACCACCUUCAACAGGACUAUGACCUGGGCUGCCAGAUUACCAUCCCUAAAGAUUGCCAGAAGAGGAAGAAGUCACUACGGAGGAAGCUGGACUCCUUAGCCAAGGAAAAGAACAAAGACAAAGAGAACGCACCGCAGGCGUUCGGCAUCUCCUUAUCACAGGUGAUCACCAACGACCGAACCCAGCGUCAGCGACAAGAAGGUCAGAGGGAGGAGCAGAGAGACACAAGUGACCUGGUGUCCUCCAUCCUGCAGUUCGCCACACGUCGACCCACCAAGGAGCUUUCCAGCAGCAACUCAUCACUCAGCUCCACCUCGGAGACGGCAAAUGAGUCCACUUCAUGCAACACGCCCGAAGCAGCACCUCGCGCUCGCAGGAGGGGCGGCAUGUCCGUGGAUUCCAUCACGGAUUUGGACGACAACCAGUCACGUCUACUGGAGGCGCUGCAGCUGUCACUCCCUGCUGAGACAGCCAGCAAGAAGGAGAAGCAGCAGGACAAGAGACUGAGCCUGAACCCCAUCUACAGGCAGGUGCCACGUGUGCUGGACAGCUGCUGCCAGCACCUUGAGAAGUAUGGUCUACAGACGGUGGGGAUCUUUCGAGUGGGCAGCUCGAAGAAAAGAGUGAGGCAGCUGCGGGAGGAGUUUGACCAUGGCGUAGACGUGCAGCUGGAUGAGGAACACAGCGUCCAUGAUGUGGCCGCGCUUCUGAAGGAAUUCCUCCGGGACAUGGCUGACCCGCUGCUCACCAAAGAGCUCUAUACUGCAUUCAUUAACACCACAUUGCUGGACCCAGAAGAUCAGCAGUUAGUGACCCAGCUGCUUGUGUACCUGCUGCCUCCUUGUAACAGCGACACCCUGCAGCGGCUGCUAGAGUUUCUGCACAUCGUGGCUCAGCACGCUCAAAACGGAUAUGACAAGGAUGGACAGGAGGUUACAGGUAACAAGAUGACAUCAAUCAACUUGGCAACUAUCUUUGGGCCAAACCUGCUGCACAAGCAGAAGAGCUCAGAUAAAGAGUUCAGCGUACAGAGCUCGGCUCGGGCCGAGGAGUCCACAGCUGUCAUCGCUGUCGUACAGAGGAUGAUCGCCAGCUAUGAGGAGCUUUUCAUGGUGUCUGCAGACUUGCAGAACGAGGUGCUGAUGAGUUUGCUGGAGACAGAUCCUGACGUGGUGGACUACCUCUUACGACGCAAGGCCUCACAAAGUCCCAAUUUGUUAAAUUCUGAGGCGUCACUCUCCCUGAGUGAGUGCAGAUCGUCCAGCGAUUCCAACAAGGCGUCCAGUGGCGAAGUCUCUCCCUAUGACAACAACUCACCCGUGCUGUCUGAGAGGAGAGGAGGAGACCUGGUGAAAGAGAACGAAGUCCAUUCUGGACGAGUCCUCAGCACAGAGCGACUUUUCUGUGUCCCGGAGCAGUACAGCCUGGUGGGACAAGUGACAGGACACAGCAGGGACACUGGUUCAAAUAUCUGGUCCCCAACAAAGGAGGAGCAUGCCAACAUCUGGGGGGCAUGGCACACAACACUGAAGCAAGGAUUGCAAGAACAAACCUGUACAGGCUCUUGUGGCAACAUAUCAGAGGGAAGCUCCCGCAGCUCCAGAGAUGGAAUUGAUGAUCAGACUCCACCCACUGUAAGCAGAGCAGAUUUCCCAGAAGGCACCACAGUGACUCAUGCAUGCCUUAAUCUGAAUCUUAAACCCAAUGGCCAAUUGGAAUCCAUCAGCUCAGAAGACCUUCCAGUCAGCAGCAGCCACAGCAUGCCUAGUCCCACCCUUUACCCCAAACCGACCAAUAGGAAUGAGGCACGUCCUCCUCCACCACCUUACAGACACUCAAGAUUAACACCUCCAUCGUCCAGUUCUGUCAUGUCACAGUCUCAGCAGCAUCCCCAGCAGCUCGGGAAGUCUGGCAACCAGAACUCACCAGCAGGCACACUGACGCCCACAAGCCCAGAGUGGCAAGACUGGCAGAGGGACAGGUGGCACAUCUGGCAGCUGCUGUCUUCAGACAAUGCUGACACGCUACCUGAGACACUGGUGUGAUGCCAAAUUAAACAAUUCAUUGUGUUUAUAUACAGACGCCACUGCCUUGUGUGUGUUAUGUACAGACUGGUGAUGAGGCUCAGCUCCUCGUUAUGCUCUAUAGGCAGUUGUGGCAGUAAGGUGGAGCCGAGUUGCACUGUGGAAACCAAAAGAGGUGCAAGGAAGAUUCCAGGCAGCAAACCAACUGACCAUACAAUUGGUGUGGGAUCCGUUCAAUCCCCUCGUCCAAAUAAAUGAAGCCUUCCCUCACAUUUGCUUGCUCGAUCCACAUAUAAACCCACUUGCCACAGUGGUUCAGAGGCCUUUUCUCACUUCCUGUUUUUACCUCCAAUUGGGAAGCCAGCAUUACAGGCUGUAAACCAGGUACCUUAAAUUCUCAAACAAACCUAAAGCUAAACAGUCAGACCAUUAAUCAUUGAUACAGUGUCUUGCAAAAGUAUUCAUCUCCCUUGGUGUUUGUCCUGUUUUGUUGCAUUACAAGUUGGAAUUAAAAUGGAUUUUUGGGGGAUGAGCACCAUUUGAUUUACUGUACACAACAUGCCUACCACUUUAAAGGUGCAAAUUGUUGUUUUAUUGCAACACAAACAAUAAUUAAGAUGAAAAAACAAAAAUCUGGAGUGUGCAUAGGUAUUCACCCCCUUUCGUAUGAAACCCCUAAAUAAGAGCUGAGUCCAACCAGUUCACUUCAUAAGUCACAUAAUUAGUUGAUUAAGCUCCACCUGUGUGCAGUCAAAGUGUCACAUGAUCUGUCACAUGAGAUGUCUGUAUAAAUCAACCUGUUCUGGAAGGACCCUGACUCUGCAACACUACAAAGCAAGCGACAUGAAAACCAAGCAGCACUCUAAACAGUGAUCUUCCAAAAGUUGUGAAGUAUAGAUCAGGGCUGGGUUAUAAAAAUAUCCCAAACUUUGAAUAUCCCAGGGAGCACCAUUAAAUCCAUUAUAGCAAAAUGGAAAGAAUAUGCCACUACAAACUUGACAAGAGAAGGCCACCCACCAAAACUCACAGACCGGGCAAGGAGGGCAUUAAUCAGAGAUGCAACAAAGACACCAAAGAUAACACUGAAGGAGCUGCAAAGAUCCACAGCAGAGAUGGGAGUAUCUGUCCAUAGGAACACUUUAAGCUGUACACUCCACAGAGUGGGGCUUUAUGGAAGAGUGGCCAGAAAAAAAGAAAACAAUAAGAAAACAUGUUUGGAGUUUGCCCAACAGCAUGUAGCAGACUCCCCAAACACAUGGAAGAAGAUUCUCUGGUCAAAUGAGACUAAAAUUGAGCUUUUUGGCCAUCAUGGGAAAUGCCAUGUGUGGCACAAACCCAACACCCUGAGAACACCAUUCCUACAGUGAAGCAUGGUGGUGGCAGCAUCAUGCUGUAGGGAUAUUUUUCAUCUGCAGGGACAGGAAAGCUGGUCAGGACUGAAGGAAAGAUGGAUGGCACUAAAUACAGAGAAAACCUGUUUGAGUCAGCCAGAGGUUUGAGACUGGGAUGAAGGGUCACUUUCCAACAGGACAAUGACCCUAAACAUACUGCUAAAGCUACACUGGAGUGGUUUAAAGGGAAACAUUUAAAUGUCUUGGAAUGGCCUAAUCAAAGCCCAGACCUCAAUCCAAUUGAGAAUCUGUGGCAUAACUUGAAGAUUGCUGUAUACCAAUGUAACCCAUCUAACUUGAAGGAGUUGGAGCAGUUUUGCCUUGAGGAAUGGGCAAAAAUCACAGUGGCUAGAUGUGCUAAGCUAAUAGAGACAUACCCCAAGAGACUUGCAGCUGUAAUUGCAGCAAAAGGUGGCUCUACAAAGUAUUGACUUUUGGGGGGUGAAAACCUAUGCACACUCCAGAUUUCUGUUUUUUCAUCUUAAUUAUUGUUUGUGUCACAAUAAAACAACAAUUUUCACCUUUAAACUGGGAGGCAUGUUGUG
Neoarius graeffei (lesser salmon catfish) is the source of this 4694-nucleotide messenger RNA. Its product is annotated as rho GTPase-activating protein 6. Lineage: Eukaryota; Metazoa; Chordata; Actinopteri; Siluriformes; Ariidae. Gene Ontology annotation, biological process: signal transduction. The record is from RefSeq and is a predicted model, not a curated record. The transcript is spliced from 13 exons. The coding region runs from base 167 to 2779 and encodes 870 amino acids.